UGAUUACUUAAUACAAUUAUUAUAAAAAUGGCAAAAGAGCACAUUUGUAAUUAUGAAGGAUGAGGCAAGAAGUUUGCAUCCAAUAAAAAUCUCAAGGAUCAUUACAGGACACAUACUGGGGAAAAGCCUUACGAGUGUGAGAUAUGACAUAAGCGUUUUGGUCAGUACUCAACUCUGCAUAAACAUAAAAGAGUCCAUGAUAAAAAGCGUCCAUACAAGUGCGAGUAUGAGGGAUGCCACAAAACUUUCACUCAAGUGUCUAAUUUGAUUAGACAUCGUCGGACUCACACAGGAGAUAAGCCUUAUCAAUGAAAAGUCUGAAAUAAGAGGUUUUCCUCUAGCUCUAAUUUGAAUCAGCAUAUGACAAUCCAUAAGGACAACAAGAACAGGAAAAAGUUCAAGUGAAGCAUCUGUCUCAAAGACUAUCUCUAUCCUAGCAGCCUUAGAAAACAUCAAGAGAUGGAACAUAAAAUGACUAAAGAAGCAAUCAAGGGAGUUCAAGAGAAUCCAAAAGAAGAAAUCAAGACUCAAUCCCAUCUUGAAGAGACUAAAACACCAACCAGGCCUAAACUUAACCCAAAGGCUAAAAAUAUUGUCACCAAGAAGAAGAUCGAAUAUGAGGAGAAGGAUGAGAAUCCAACCCAAUAUAAAGCUGAAAAGAUUUCUAUUGGUGCACCCGAUCAUGCUAAUUCACAAGAAAAGAGCAAAAUUCAGGAACCUAAUAAAGUCUUUAGAGGCCAUGUUAAGCCUAAUCCAGUAAGACCUCUCUUCAAAUUCGGUGACUAUCAAAGGGAACCACCGAAUAUCUUUAAUCAUGCAGGUGGAAGUGAUAUGAACUGUAAGACUUUGCCAAUGCCCCUUUCCAGUGGGGAUAACACUAAAAUAAGCUCUCCCAACCAGUUUUUACCUAUUGGGCUUGGACAGUACUCCAACCAAAGCAAUAUGGGAUAUCAACAGAUUAUGAAGAUGAUUCAGGACAAUAAAACAGAGAGUAAUUACAGGAUAAAUACUAUGUUCUUGAACCAAUCUGAUAAGCAAUCCUGUAUCUCUGGUGGUAGCGGGAGUGUACCUACUUUCACAUUCCAGAAUGAUGAUGGUUCUUUAAAAUCUGGGUCUGUCUCUAAACCCUUUUUGAACGAACCAGUUAUGCAAACCUCAAUGGGCCAUUCUCCAGAUACUGUGGUUAAUAUCAGUAAACCAAAAUCUCACUACUCAUCAGCGACGUUUGAAAUGAGAAAUCCAAGGAUGAUUUCAAGCAAGUUCAAGUCAAUCAAAGAUGAGGGAAAGAAUGAAAGAUCUCUCUCAAGUGAUAGGAGUUCUCCCCAUAGAGACAAUAGCCCUCCAGACAUGAAACCUUAUGGAAGCAAGGGAGAUAUCAUAAGAAAUCGCUUACAAGGAAUCACUAAUAAGCAGUACAUUAUUGAGAACUCGUCUCUUAAGUCAGAGACUUUUGGAGAGAACCUUUCUGCUUCUUUAAAAGGAGGUUUCCCAGGUUUUGGAAUCAAAAAGGAUGAUGAAUUCAACAGGUCUAAAUUUAGUAUCUCAAGUAAAGACAGUGUGGCCAAGGCAUUUGGCACGAUGAAGUGUGUUGCAGAAAUAUCACCUCUUGAGCUAAGAAAAAUGGUGCCUGACUUGGAAGAAUGACAGAAAAUAUCAAUAGAAGCUUUUAAAUGAGAUAACAGCUGUGUUAAUGGUGGAAAAUGACCAAAUGACAUGCACCGAAAACUCCAAGAAGCAAUGAUGAGAUCAUCGCAAAAAGAUUCCAUGAGCAUGAGUAAUAAGUUUUAAUGGACUCUCCUAUUUCAA
Molecule: messenger RNA, 1806 nt
Organism: Moneuplotes crassus
Lineage: Eukaryota; Ciliophora; Spirotrichea; Euplotida; Euplotidae
Source: the annotation of a GenBank genome assembly